ACUAGCCGCCGCACAUGCAAAUAAUAAUCGAACUAUCGUACAGUUGCGAUAGCUCUUGCAUUGCUCUAAACAAUUUCACGUGUUGCACGUUGUAAUAAACUUUCCAAAGUUUUUGUUUAUAAAGCACGUAAAAUGAGUGUUGCGGCAGUAGACAAACAGCCAGAGCAUAGCGAAUCUAUUGCGGAAAUUGGUGAGAAGGAGUCGCAACCAGUUGAGACAGCCACUGAUGGUGCAGAACCAAAAGCCGGUAAUGAAUUUGAAUAUUUGGAGCGCAAUGAGUUUACAUCGGAAAUUUAUAAAAUUGAAGUGAAGAACAUGGGUUAUUUUGGCAUUGGGGAGUUCAAAAAGCUACUGAAAAACACGCUAAAGCUGGACAUGACCAAAAUAAAGUCACCCACCCGCAAGGAAUAUGCCUUCGUUUGCUUUCGUAGUCAGGCAGAUCAGGAGCGAGCACUGGAGACGCUCAACGGAUACAAGUGGAAGGGCAGAAUACUGAAAGCAUUAGCCGCCAAGGCAUCUGCCGAUCCGUUGCACAAACGACGCGGCGAAGCGAACGAUGGCGAUGUCAAGCCGAAGCGACAGCGUACAGCUGUCGAGGCUACCUGUCCCCUGGCUGAGAUGCCCUAUGAACAGCAGCUGGAGCAAAAAACAGAGGAAAUGUCUGCUUUGCUGAAGAAAUAUACACAGGAGCUGCGACGUCUGAAUGCUGAUGCGAAGCCUCAUCUGGACAAGUUUCAAUUUAAGGGCGUUUUGCCCUCGCCCACUGUGGAUGGCUAUAGGAAUAAGAACGAGUUUACAGUGGGCAAAAACGGCGAGGGAGAGAUUGUAGUGGGCUUUCGUUUGGGAAGCUACAGCGACGGCUCUGUGGAAGUGGCCGAGGUGCAGGAGCUGCCACAUUUGCCAUCGCAAGCUAAAUGGGCGGCGCAAAGCUUCCAGCAGCUGGUUAGGCAGUCCAAAUUUCAGCCAUUUAAUCCCGUUGGCAACGUGGGUCACUUUCGUCAACUGAUGGUGCGCUGCUCCACUGCCACAGGCGAGCUAAUGCUGGUGGCUGGCAUAUACUCUUCGAAUUUGAACGAAGCUGAGCUGCUGGAGCUGCAGCAGGAGCUGAAAACCUUUUACGAGCAGCCGGAGCAGAACGAAACACACAAAUGCACUUCACUUUACUAUCAGGAUGUCAAGCAUCGAGAGGCGGGACAAAUGGUGAAUCCCGUCACCCAUCUGUCGGGCAGCACGCACAUAACGGACACGAUACAGGGGCUGCAGUUUCGCAUCAGUCCUUUGGCCUUCUUUCAAAUCAAUACAGCUGGCGCCGAUGUCCUUUACCAGCAGGCCAUCGACUUGGCUGCGCCCAACAAGGAGACAAUCAUGCUGGACAUUUGCUGCGGCACUGGUACCAUUGCAUUGGCCUUUGCCAAGCAUUGCAAGCAGGUGCUGGGCGUCGAAAUUGUGCCAGAUGCCAUCAAAGACGCAGAGCAUAACGCAGAAACGAAUGACAUUAAGAAUUGCAAGUUCUUUGCCGGCAAUGCCGACGACUAUAUAAAGAGCAUGGUGCGCGAGGCCUUGUAUGCACAGGAGCCGGGCAAGCCCAUUGAUUUAAUAGCUGUAGUGGAUCCCCCACGUGCUGGACUGCACACACGUUCCAUAGCCGCAAUUCGCUCAGCGGGUGACAUUAAACGCUUGGUCUAUGUGUCGUGCAAUCCCAACAGUGCCAAGCGCAAUUUCAUUGAGCUAGCUCGGCCGGAGUCCAAGCAGUACAAAGGGGAGCCGUUCUAUCCGAAGACAGCCGUUGCUGUCGACAUGUUUCCACACACAACACACACGGAGCUGGUCAUCUUAUUUGAGCGUGACUCUAAGGCAACACAAACUGAGUCUGUGGAACAGAAGGCAACAAAAGAGUGCAAUGAAGCGUCAACAACAACAGCGUGAUGGCAACGCCCUCUCUCACUUGACGCUCUGCUCUGUUCUGCUCGCCUCUCGGUCGCUCACUGCUGCUGCUUAUCACGAUGUUGACAUCCAUCAUCGGCUCUUUGUGCGACUGGGGUAGCAAAUUUUAUUGUUUUAA
This is a messenger RNA of Drosophila hydei, 2062 nucleotides long. Its product is annotated as tRNA (uracil-5-)-methyltransferase homolog A. The transcript is spliced from 4 exons. The record is from RefSeq and is a predicted model, not a curated record. Gene Ontology annotation, molecular function: RNA methyltransferase activity; RNA binding. Gene Ontology annotation, biological process: RNA processing. NCBI's taxonomy places the organism in Eukaryota, Metazoa, Arthropoda, Insecta, Diptera, Drosophilidae. The coding region runs from base 133 to 1926 and encodes 597 amino acids.